Dreissena polymorpha is the source of this 6407-nucleotide messenger RNA. RefSeq lists its product as uncharacterized. Lineage: Eukaryota; Metazoa; Mollusca; Bivalvia; Myida; Dreissenidae. The transcript has 7 exons. Bases 435 to 1700 code for a protein of 421 amino acids. The record is from RefSeq and is a predicted model, not a curated record.
UUCAUGUGCGGGUCCACACGAAGGAAAAACCUUUUGAGUGUGAGGUGUCUGGGUGUGAAAAACAGUUCAACACUGUGUACAGGUUACGUGCCCACCAACGAGUACACACAGGUCAGACAUUCAACUGUGAGGAAGACGGCUGCACCAAGUUCUUCACGAAGCUGUCUUACCUUCGCAAACACAUCCGCACACACACAGGAGAGAAACCUUUCAAGUGUGUGGAAGAUGGUUGUGGGAAGGCAUUCACAGCCAGUCAUCACCUCAAGUCACACAAAAUCACCCACACAGGAGAGAAGCCCUAUCAGUGCGGUCAAUGUGAGGGCAAGGCCUUCUCUACAUCUCACAGCCUCAAGAACCACCUGAACAGGCAUGUGGCAAAACAGGAGAACAAACAGAGCGUGGAGCAUAUUGAACAUUCAGAGUCUUCAUUACCGAUGAUGGAUGCUGAGGAGUUGCUGGAAACCAUGACAAAGUUCCAAACCUCCCAUCCCAGCAACCAGGGAAUCACAUUGUAUCCAGUCGAUGAGGAAGGUAACAUAGAGGUAGAGCCAGUGAUUAAGGUUCCCAUAGUAACAGCUGGAGUUAGGCCACGAUCAUCACAGCCUGCCUCUGAAACCACGCCCACCUCUCGUACGUGUAACACUGACUGCAAAUGUGCUUGCUGUGACAUGCCCUUUGCUAUAACCCCCAGGGUCGUAAAAUCAAAAGUGAAAAGUGGACCACAGAAAAAGAACAGAUCUAGUAAACAGGAUGCCGCAAAACAACAAAAAACUUUUACUUCAGAACAAUGCUGCUUUUCGCCGGAGAUAAGUGAUAAUGUAGAAGGUUAUUCAGAAUUACAGGAUUCUGAAUGUGUUCUGAAAUGUGUUGCGGAUCAUAAAUGUGCUACUACUUCUGGCAGUAAUACUUACAUUGGUUCCGGUCACAAUAAUAUUGAUAACAAUGUGGACAUGGUGUCCAGUGAUACAGGGGUACCCCUGAUAGACGGUGCAGUUCCCAAUACGGGGGAUGGGGAGGGUGUGGAAGAGGUGGGUGAGAAAGUACUUGUUCAGCAUUACCUACUGACCAGCAUCAUAACAAACUCGUCCAGCGGUAAACAGACCAAUCAGUUGAUCACCACGCCAAUCAUGCUGCCAAAUGCCUGUAACACAGAGGUAAACAGUGACCAGUUGAAACCGGUUCCUGUCCACUUGGUGGCCAAUCUGCUUGUCGGGCAACAGUGUGAAAUGGCUACCGAAUCUCCGGUGUCGGCCGUCAGUGCAUUUAGGGCGGAAUUAAUACCCGAGGGCAUCAACACAGGGGUGUAUCCCAGCGAACAAGAUGCGGCAACUUGUGAGACCAAUGAAAUUGGAAAUAUUGCAUACAUUAAACAGGCGAGCAUUGGUGACAUUGAAUCCAUGCCGUAUCCAAACUCAAUCUGUGAUAACGUUGAGGGAAUUACUAACAUCACUGUUUCAGAACCCAGUUUAAUGUCCACCCCUGUCGCUCCAAUGAUUAUUGAUGCCCAAUGUAUGGACAAAUGUUGCGACUACACGGGGACAGUAGUGGACGGAAGGGAGUUCCUACUGACUGGCCCACUGACCACUGACCUUCCCCAGGGUGGGAAUGUGGGUCAGGGGGUCAUGGUUAUUGGGCCAGGGGACUUGGAACUCUCAAUGGCAGCUUCACAAGAACUGAAUGACGCCCUCUCAAGCAUUUAGUUUUCAGGAAAUAUGGGAGACUCGUUUGGGGAAGACUGGGCUUAAUGCAUGGGAGUAAAGUGUCAUCUCAGAUUAGCCUGUGCAGUCUGCACAGGCUAAUAAGGGAUGACACUUUCUGCUUUUAUUUAAUUUUUAGUUUCAAGAAAGUUUCUAAAAAUUAAACGUCCAGUUUAUGCGGCAAGUGUCGUCCCUUAUUAGCCUGUGCACAUUGCACAGGCUAAUCUGGGAUGAUUCUAUGCAAAUGCAUUAAGCUCUGUUUUCCCAAAACUGUAACUUACAGACAUCUGUCAUAAGAGUCACUUACACUUCACCUUUCCCCACUGAGUUAUGUCUAUUUUGACAUAGAUUUCCGAGUUAAAGUUGUCUCUUGAUAGAUCUAUAAACUUUACUACCAGCGAAAUGGCAACUCAUGUUAGAGGUUUAUGAGUGACCAAGUACAUGUACAAAGUGCACUUUCAGUUCAUCGUCUAAAACAGAACUAUAAUCAUUGUUGUAAUUACAAUACUUCUUUGAGGCAAUAUUAUUUAUGUGAUAAUAAAACAAAGGUUUAUUUUAAAACGCAGUGAACAUGUCAUAUUAUGCAGAAUUAUUUCUUAAUAUCUUAAGACUCCCAUUAAGUGUUACAAGAAAGGAUGAAUUUAUGCAGAACAGAAGAUGAAGUUGUUACCUGUGUUGCUCAGCGUAAGAUAAGGUCCCGUAUUCACCAACCAAUUCUUAAACUUAACUCUAAAAAAUUAACAAUAUUCUCAAAACUGCAAUAUUCUUAAAUAUGGGUACAUGUUAAUGCAUGUAUUGACAUGGAAUUUAACACCAUUUAUUACACAUUCGUCAUUAGGAACUAUUCUUUUAUGACAAAAAGAAUAUUUGUAACCGUUAUAUGUUAAAAUGCUGAGGGUAUUUUCGUUGUUCUAUGUAUAUGGGUGUGCUCUGUGAAAAGGAGGUUUAAUGCAUGUGUGAAAAGUGUCCUCCCAGAUAAGCCUAUCGUGCAGUCCGCACAGGCUAAUCAGGGAUGACACUUUCCGCUUUAAUAAUAUUUUCUGUUUAAAGAAAGUCUCUUCUUAGCUAAAAUCAUGUUUAGGCAGAAAGUGUUGUCUCUGAUCAGCCUGUGCAGUCCGCACUAAUCUGGGACAACACUUUACGCACAUGCAUUAAACCCCCUUUUCACAGAGCACAGCCCAUAUUUAUGCCCCCCUUCGAAGAAGAGGGCGUGUAUUGUUUUGCACAUGUCGGUCAGUUCGUCAUUCCGUCCACCGAAUGGUUUCCGGAUGAUAACUCAAGAAUGCUUACGCCUAGGAUCAUGAAACUUCAUAGGUACAUUGAUCAUUACUGGCAGAUGACCCCUAUUGAUUUUCAGGUCACUAGGUCAAAGGUCAAGGUCACAGUGACAAAAAAUGUAUUCACACAAUGGCUGCCACUAUAACUGACAGCCCAUAUGGGGGGCAUGAAUGUUUUACAAACAGCCCUUGUCUUUAUUCUUAAGUCUCAGAAUUGGUUGAAGAAUACAGGUCUAGGGCAUGUAGACUUAAGAAUUAAUAAUAGACUUAGAAUCAAGAAAAAUAUGCCCAGCAUUUUAAUUUAUAUUGGCUAACUCUGGAGAUAAUGUCAUUUCCAAAAUGUUUAAGAAUUAUUUGAAUAGUGUUGGUAAUGCCAAGUUUGACUCAAAACUCAAACAAUUAGUUAAUAUUCACAUUCAAAGAAUAUUCUUUAUUUUAGAAUUAACUCUAAGAAUUGUUUGUUGAAAACUGCUCCAGGCAUCAGUUGUACAUAUACUUAAGUAGCCAAUUGAAAAAUAUUAAGUAUUCUGGUGUAAUUAAACGCUUGAAGUAUGUGUAAAAACAUAGCUAUGUCUAGUUGUAAUGAACAAGUAGAAUUUCUAAUGUAUGCCUGUUUAUCAUUUUCAAUAUGAAUGGCAAAUGUCUUCAUUUUAGGCACCAUUUAUUUCAAAGGGAUCAAAUUUAUCAUGUUGUUCUAUAUACAUGUUCAAAUUGUUUACUGUUAAAAUCACGGCUGAUUAAUUGUUCUUGUUGAAUGCAGUUGGCAAAUUGUGUGCUGUGAUAACCACAAGUCACAUGAUUUAAUAUGAGGUACCUUUACAUAAGAAUAGACAUGCAUGUUUACAUGAAUAGCGGAACCACCCAUAGGGGAUGUCUGUGUGGGGUCAUCAUUAAAUAUUUUUCUCAAUAUUUAAUUUUAGCAUUUACAACGCAUGAUAUACUGUCCAUGUCUAAUUAAACCCAUCACUAAUUAAACACGCAUGUUUUUAACAGACAUCAAUGUGUUUUUGUGUUCCAGUUUAAUUGACUCACAUAGAAACUUAAACAGGAAGCACCAAUUGUUGAGUAACUUUGGCGUUUGUUUGUGAGACAGAUUAGAUAUGGUUUCUUCAUUUUAUUUUCUGGCCCCAAAUUUAUUAUUUUGGAUAAAACAUAUAAUCUCUUUGAGUGCAUAAUUUCCGGUUAUACAUUGUAAGAUCAAAUGAUUUGAUAUACAAGUUUACAGGUUUAUUGCAAACUGGUACUGGAAGUAUGUUAGUCUAUAUGUAUCUCUAUGACGUAUCACUUUUGCCUGAGUGUUAUGUUUGUUCCAGCAUCGUUUAUCAAGAUUAUAAUUUGAAUGCAAGAGAUUUGGCAAGCAUUGUAAUUUUGGUAUGUUCUACUUUUAAACAGACAAUUGAUAAUCUUUUGCAUAUUAAAUUAUGUUGAUAUAAAUAUUUGAUAUAAAAAAACACUAACAUUUCUCUCCAGAUUUGAUAUGAAAUAAUCAUACCUUUAAUAUUACUGUUUCAAACUGUUAAUGACUUGUUUUAUAUUUCAUUGCUACUUUUUAUUCUAAGCCGAGUUAACAAAAGCACUUUAUUAGACUGUGGCACUCACUAUGCAUGUUUGUGUUAGUAUUUAGUUCUAUUUACCAGCAUCGUUUAUCAAGAUUAUAAUUUGAAUGCAAGAGAUUUGGAAAGCAUUGUAAUUUUGGUAUGUUCUACUUUUAAACAGACAAUUGAUAAUCUUUUGCAUAUUAAAUUAUGUUGAUAUACAUAUUUGAUUAAAAAAACUAACAUUUCUCUCCAGAUUUGAUAAUAUGAAAUAAUCUUGCCUUUAAUAUUACUGUUUCAAACUGUUAAUGACUCUUGUUUUAUAUUUAAUUGCUACUUUUUAUUCUUAGCCGAGUUGACAGAAGCACUUUAUUAGACAGUGGCACUCACUCACUAUGCAUGUUUUUGUUAGUAUUUAGUUAUAUUUACCAAAUCUGGAUUGUCAUUAUAUGUUAGAGACAUAAUUCAGUUUGCUUAUUUGUAAAUGGUAUACCGGUAAAUUGAAUGAACACAGUUUAUUUGAUAAUGUGCUUAAAAUUUCCCUGUUAGAAACAUUUACAGUUACGACAGUGAAGUGAUGUUUUUCUUUCUUUUAUUUUUUUGUAUUAUGAUGUUUAAAUGAUGACACAUGUCUGACAAUGUGAAUGUUAUGUUUCAAACUGAUUUAUGUGCUUAAUGUUUCAACAUGAGAUACAGCUGAUUUGAAAUGUUUAUGUGUGGACUUUCUAAUAUAUACUAUGUAUAUUUGUUUAUAUUGUGAUAUCAAAUCAUUUUUCAUGUUGUUUCAGAUACUAGUAUUGAUGAACUUUAAUAAUACGACUUAAUGUGUCAGUUUAAGUUAAAUACCUAGUACUUAUGAGAUUAAGCUAGUUAUACUUUAUUGUAUUGCUCAUCAAUAUUUACCUGGCCCUUACCUUUAUUUAUAAAUAUAUUUAAAUACCGUUACACUGAAUACUUGAUUCUUCGCAGUUAAAAGAGAUUUAAAUUGAUUGAAGCUAACCUCACUUGGUAUAUUUGCUAAACGUGCACUAACAAAGUAAAAUGCAAAAAAAGGAAACCAUCCUAGCAUAUUGCUUCGCCACGGUUUGUGAAAAGGGGGUUUAAUUCAUGUGCGUAAAGUGUUGUUCCAGAUUAGCCUGCGCAGUCCGCACAGACUAAUCAGAGACGACUUUUUCCGCCUAAACUGGAUUUUUGCAAAUCAGAGACUACUGCACAUGCUAAUCUGGGACGACACUUUACGGACAUUCAUUAAACCCCCUUUUCACAGAGCACGGCCCAAUUUAUCCUAAUGGAGUUUACGAGUGCCAGGUCACUGUUGUUGAGCUUUGUUUAUAAUCUAAAUGAAAUUGUGAUGUGGAAGAUGACAAUAAGCCAAAUAAUUCCUUUGAUAAUCCUUUGCAAUAAAGUAGAGCUUUUCCAACUUUAAUAAAAAAUAAUUUGAUUGGGUCAAAGGAUUUUUUGAUGAGACAAUACUUACAACUUUCCCUUAUUAUUAAAUCUAUUGGUGUGAAACAUUGGAGUCAAAUCAUUGUGAUAACCCAUUCAUGCCUAGCGUCCUGAAAAAAGGACAUUGCAUUGCAUGAUGCGGCGUCUCAUCUGUGUCUGCGCUGUUUGCUUAAAGGAAUUUCAGUAAGUAAUAUGCUAAAUAUAGAAAUAAAUAUACUUGACAUCUCUAAUUUUGGAAAUAAAUUGAUCCAAUUUAGAAAAAUGGGAGAGUCCACUAGACAUAAAUGGGUUAAUUCGUACUUGGUAAUAUUCUGGUACCCUGCUUCUUUACGUAGUGAAAGGGGAAGGAACUCCAUUCGUACUUGGUAAUAGAACAAUGUUGGUCACAUUUAUGCUGUUCAUGCCAUGAAAAUUACUCAGUUCUCUGUUUUAAUAAACACAAAUAACUGAAA